UAACAACCCAUCAGCCUGCGCCAUUUAGAGUUUCAUGACUAAACUAUAUAUUUAUUCUUGUUUUUCACAGGCAUGAUUGUUGCCGAGGCCUUCAACAGACAGAAAUGGAUCUACAGUGCCAGUCUAAAGAAUUACUUCAACAUCACGCUGCUCCUGCUUUCUUUUGCGGUGGGCUUGUACCUGCUCCUCAAAGCUCUGGGUGUGGAUCUGCUGUGGACGCUUGAGAAAGCCCAGCGGUGGUGUGUCAAUCCAGCCUGGGUCCACUUGGACACCACGCCAUUCGCCAGCCUGUUGAGGAACAUGGGCACCCUGUUUGGUAUGGGACUCGGUCUUCACUCCCCGCUGUACACUGAAAGCAAGAAGAGCAGCAGCGCUCGAGUCAGGAUGGCCUGUAUUGUCGCCUCUCUGUCUCUGCUGCAUCUCUUCGAUUCCAUCAAGCCUCCCACACACAUGGCUGCCCUCUUCUACCUGCUGUCUUUCUGCAAGAGCGCCACCGUUCCC
Molecule: messenger RNA, 501 nt
Organism: Sinocyclocheilus rhinocerous
Lineage: Eukaryota; Metazoa; Chordata; Actinopteri; Cypriniformes; Cyprinidae
Product: glucose-6-phosphatase-like
Exons: 1
Biological process (GO): gluconeogenesis; glucose 6-phosphate metabolic process
Cellular component (GO): membrane
Molecular function (GO): glucose-6-phosphatase activity
Source: RefSeq, a predicted model, not a curated record